GAGUCUUCUUUUUCUAAACCUGUCAUACAUGUUUUCUGUAAUUUAUUUACAUUUUGUUUAAGUGAAUAAAACAAUUUAACUUAUUUCUCUGGGGAAGUCAGCAAACCUUAAUUACAUAUAAGCUUUCAGUAUUUAGAAGUCUUAAAUGUCCGGAUACGAGGAUCAUGAUAGUGACUACGAAGAUGCCGAUAAGGAAAUAUUUAGCUCCUCAUUUAAGCCAUCUUACGUUGUUAUUGGCAUUGAUAACCAUUCGUCAAUGUUUGAAAAAAAUUUAAAUGGAAUAACACCAUUUCGUAUGUGUUUAAAAGCAUGUCACAACUUAGCAGAGAAUUUGCUUUUCCGUAAAGAUGCUAGGUCUUGGAGCCAUUUUGCUAUUCUAAUAUCGGGCAUAUCUAAACCUUUGACAACGUUUAGUGAAAAUGUUGUGGAUGUUAUAAAAAUCUUAAAAGCAACAUCUGACUUAUCUGAUGAUGCCUUGAGCCAGGAGUACCAAAGAAAAGGCAAUUUGGAUUUAUCAUCAUUUUUCCUUUCUGGUAAAAAACUUUUUCACGAAGUAAAAACAGUAUUUUAUAAAAGAACUUUUCUCUAUAUGAGUAACGAUGAUAACCCAGUUAAAGACAAAAAUUCCAAGUUUACUGCUUUCAAUGAAAUCAAAACAUUUGCUGGAAGUCAGAUUCAAUUUCAAGUUAUACCAACAGUACCAUCAUUUAACUACAAACUCUUUUAUAAUGAGGUAUUUAAUCUACUGGGAGGUCUAAAUGAAGAAGAAAUUUGUACUGAUACAGAAGGUUUGACACAAAAGUUGUCCUCAACAAUAUUAGUUAAUAUAAAUAAACGUAAACUAAAUUUUUAUCCAUUUAAAGGUGAUACUACACGUUUUUUAAAAUGUUUGAGACUGUACAUUUAUUCGAACAUACAACUGUAUAAUAAUUAUAUGACUAAAGAUGGUCAAAAAGUAAUUAAUACAUCUAGACAAAGUGAUACCCCUGCAUAUUAUCGUAUAAAAUAUAUUAGCUCAGAUAAAGCACCAAAUGUUAAAUUUGAUAUAGACGAAAAAGACCGUUUAAUGGAUUUUGAUACACCAAAAGGACUGAUUCUUUGUUAUAUAGCCGAUAGACAAGUGGGAAUUGGUCAUAUAUUUACUAGCCCUAAUUUAAUAAGAGCAGAUCCUAAAGAAGACCUACCUUAUUUUAAUAAAUUUUGGGAUAAUUGUGUAGCCACUAAUAAAGUUUUAGUUUGUACAUCAAAAAUGAGGCAACCAGAUAAAAUUAGAUGCGUGGAGUUGAUUCCUGUAUUGGUAGAUGGAAUUCAAAUGUUUUUGGAAAAGGUGUUACCGUUUGGAAAUGAGAUAAUUCUUCCUCAAAAGUUGAAUUAUCCAAUAGAAGAGGUAAAUGAAGAGAGAAAGGAAGCUGUCCGGAAACUAGUGGACAAGUUGACCUUUGACUUUGAACCUAAUAUGAUAACGGAUAUCCAAUUCCAGAAAAAGAAAGCUUAUAUAAGAGCAAAAUUACUGAAUGAACCAAUCAUACCUGUAAAUGAUAUUCAACUAGAUCCACAAGCUCUAGAUAGUGUUCUGGAUGAAGUAAUCACAGAGAUCAAGGAGAAGUUUGAUUUAAAAGAAACAGAAAAGAAAAGAGGGCGAUCUUCAUCAUCCCAAAGAAGUAGAAACAAGAGAUUUAAAUGAAAUUUAGUUCACUGUUUGUGUUAUUUUGUACCAGAUGAGUUCUUUGGGUUUGGUUGAAACUUCAAUCUGGUAGCUGUAGAAAUGCGGGAACAAAAUAAAAUGAGGAAGGAAACGGACACACAGAUGAAAAUUACUAAAGAAGGAAUGAGUAAAAAGAAUAGAUUUGUAUAAAAAGGAGCUUAUGCUCUAAAUAUAAAAUAACUAAACUUGUAUUUUUUUAAAAUAUAGACAAAUAGGACUUUA
Molecule: messenger RNA, 1927 nt
Organism: Diorhabda sublineata
Lineage: Eukaryota; Metazoa; Arthropoda; Insecta; Coleoptera; Chrysomelidae
Exons: 3
Coding region: 146-1684 (512 amino acids)
Biological process (GO): cellular response to X-ray; telomere maintenance; cellular response to gamma radiation
Cellular component (GO): Ku70:Ku80 complex
Molecular function (GO): telomeric repeat DNA binding; double-stranded DNA binding
Source: RefSeq, a predicted model, not a curated record